UUCCGCAAUUUCAUAACAAACUGUGGAGUUGGUAGAAAUUCGUGCCUAUCAGACAUGACUCCAAGGUAACAUCCGCUGUUCAAUACUACUGCAGACUAUCCAACAUGGCGGGGAAAGGAGCAAUUUGAACUUAAAAUUUGCAAGUCUUGGAUAUUUCUCUAAAUUUGGAGAAGUCACCACCUUUAUGAAAUGUCCGACGAAAGUGACAGAUUUUCCUUAACAGCUGAGCAGUAUUUAGCAAAGUACCAUGUGCUGACGUAUCUUCAGGAUGCAGUUGCACAGCUAUUGGAACAUAAGGAAGAGAAUCCAAGAGUCAUUCCGGCUCGAUUUCUGAGUGAUUACUUCAGGAGUGUUGUACAAGGGAAUCACACUCUAUUCAGGGAGUACAAUUACAUCAAGAAGACACCUCACAAUAUUGCUUCUUUUAUCAGAGUGUUUUGGAAAUGUUUUAGACAUAUUGGAAGGAAUGGAGAUUUGUUGUCUGCAAAGGAAUACCAUUCUCUAGUGUGCCUAUUGUGCCCUGAUUUUCCAUUUGAGCCGGUUCAGAAGACAGCAAGGAUUAUUUUAAUGGAAGAUGCUAUGGACUGUCUGAUGUCAUUUCCAGAUUUUCUGUAUGCUUUCCAAACACAGUUCUUUUAUGAGGAAUUCAUAGAGAAACUUCAGAGCACGUAUCAAGCCCUGAUAUCAGGUACUUAUAGACCAGGCCAGAUAGUGAUAGUGCCAACACUGUCCAGGCCCAUUCAGCACAAGAUGCAGCAGCAGCCAGCACACACUGCACCUGAUGCGGUUCAAGUCAGUUCAGGGGAUGGUGUGGAGGUUCAUUCUUUCCUGGAGGCUAUCCUUCAAAUUAUUCAUUCCAGCAAUGGCUCCUUCAGCUGUCCACCUGUAGAGGUUAUUAAAGAACUGUUAUCAUCUGUUGAAAGAGUUACUUUCUAUGGAUUUCUCAUUGGCCUUGCAAAACAUCCUGGAGUCAAUAACAAUAUUGCAACUUUACCUGAGAAAUCAGCUAUCAUGGAAGAAACUGAUCAGGAAUUGAGCAGCCCUUCUACCAGCCCCAAAUCAGGCAGGCCAAAUAGUGGAAUUCCUAAUGCUUCCAAGAAGGCUCUUUGACUUUGUGCAUGACUUUUUGGAUGAGGCAUAUAUUAAUUGAAAAAAUUGGAUAUAUAAUUUCAUGAACUGUAAGUAUUGUAUGUAACUUUUUUUUUCAAGAUAGUGGCACAUUUAAAGUGAAACUAUUGUCAGAGAUACUUUUUUGUGUUCCUCUUUUAAUGCAAUUAUAGCAGUAAAUGAAUUUGGAUUGUCAAUUUUCACAACUCUUCAUUAAAUGACAGCCAAGAUGUGCAACUUAAAUCUAGUACUCUUUAUUUGGUGACAAUUAAGGAGACUGGGAACAGGUUUUUUGUUAUUUAAAAAGCUCUUUUUAACAAAUGGUAAAUACCAUAGCGUGCACUAUUGAGUUAUGGAUGCG
Molecule: messenger RNA, 1468 nt
Organism: Stylophora pistillata
Lineage: Eukaryota; Metazoa; Cnidaria; Anthozoa; Scleractinia; Pocilloporidae
Product: centriolar satellite-associated tubulin polyglutamylase complex regulator 1
Source: RefSeq, a predicted model, not a curated record